AAUAUCGGCUUUGAAAAACUUUACUGUUGGUUCUACCGGUUCUUCUUGAUUUCAUAGACCCUAACAACAGCAAGUGGCAAGCUAAUGGCUCAUGAAGGAAAGAACAUGGUGGAAUCCAUUAGGGGGGUUGUACCUUCCAAAUCAACUUCAGCAUCAUCUUCCUCUUCUUCGGCGCCGAGGCCUCUCAAUUGUUGCGCGAAUCUUGCGGGGAAUUGCUGUUCCACGAAGUUCAUGAUGCAGAAGUACAGCAACUUCGAGCGCAGUGCUGCGCCGGUUCGCUUCAUGUACUUCAAUCACGACGGCUCCUGGAUGGAUUUCUCGCUAGAAGUGUUUGGCUCUCUGAAAUCUGUUUUCUUGGAAGGCAAGCCCAUGGUUGACUUGCAUGUUGAUGGCUCCAAGUAUGUCUUUGAUUUCUUGCGCAUGUUGCAGACUGAAUUCGAGAACGGGCGUCAACGAUCAAUUGCGUGGAUUGAUGAGAAAGGCAAGUGCUUUUUCCCUAAAGUGUUCGUUGGUGAGGAUUUUGAUUGUAAAUUGAAGGAAUCCCAGAACAAGAACAUUGAAAUAAAUAUCCGGAUUGAUAACAAUCCGAUUAAGCGAAAGAGGGAGGGAUUGGAUGAGGAAGAGCCUGAGGUGAAUUCGUCAAUAAAGCUGGAGCAAGAGAAUGGUUCGAAACGGCAGCGUUUGAAUUUGCCCCAGGGAGAAACAUCUAGAUGGCCAAAUUCCAGAUUAUUAAGAUAUAGCGAAAAACCGUAUUCACUGGUUAGGGAUUCCUUUUUAUCUGGGAUAAGGAAAGUUGAUCCCAGUGCUAGAAUUACCGCCAUUCAUCAGUGGACGCGCGAGGGUCAUUUGGAGAAGGCGCGUUAUGAGGUGUUCCAAAAUCAAAUGGCGAUCACAAAGGCUGCGCGUGGUGUGUCUAAUAUGAUAUACGCUUGGCACGGCGCAUCAGCGAAAGCUGUGGAGAGUAUUUUAGCUCAUGGUUUUGGGGUACCUAGCAAGGUUUCUGGGCCUGAUUGUUAUGGGAUUGGUGCGUAUCUCUCUCCCGUGGGAUUGCCACAUAUAAGUGCCAGGUUAUCGGAGUUGGAUGAUAACGGCGAAAAACAUAUUAUAUUGUGUAGACUUAUAUUGGGUAAUGUUGAGAAAGUGGAAGCAGGGUCCCAACAGUCCUAUCCUUCUAAUGUCAAUUUUGACACCGGUGUUGAUAAUCUUCAUCAUACUAAGUGGUAUAUUGUCUGGUCAAGCAAUAUGAAUAGUCAUAUUAUCCCGGAGUUCGUUGUGAGCUACAAAUCUUCAAAUCACGUGCCAGGCCAAAUGAAAGGUUCGACUUGCAUGAAAUAUUCGCUUGAGAAAUUGAUUUUGAAGAUGAGGAGUUUACUCCCUCCCCCCAAAAUUCGGGAAGUGGUGACAUUAUAUGAUACAUACAGGGAGGGUAGGUUGGGCAGGGAUAUGUUCAUAAAGCAGUUACGAUUGAUUGCUGGCGAUCAGGUGCUAUCGUCCAGUAUUAGGGAGAUUUGUGACCAAGAAUGAGGUUUUUUUCGGGGUUUUUUUUGUUUUUCAUGUGUAACAGCAAAACUAUUCUAUCGUAUUCCCCAAACCAAACUGGAAAAGAAAAAAAAUAAAAGAAAAGAAAAGAAAAGAAAUCCCCAAAAGGGAGAAUGUAGUAGACUAGACACAGAAAAAGCCUUUUCAUUUUUUACUCAGUAUAAUGUAGCAGCCUUGGUUUUAAUCAAUGGGAAAAAUAUUCACAAGUCUUUGGUCAUUA
Messenger RNA from Jatropha curcas, 1759 nucleotides. Its product is annotated as putative inactive poly [ADP-ribose] polymerase SRO3. Lineage: Eukaryota; Viridiplantae; Streptophyta; Magnoliopsida; Malpighiales; Euphorbiaceae. Gene Ontology annotation, molecular function: NAD+ poly-ADP-ribosyltransferase activity. The record is from RefSeq and is a predicted model, not a curated record.